Molecule: messenger RNA, 2521 nt
Organism: Lutzomyia longipalpis
Lineage: Eukaryota; Metazoa; Arthropoda; Insecta; Diptera; Psychodidae
Exons: 8
Coding region: 647-1906 (419 amino acids)
Source: RefSeq, a predicted model, not a curated record
AGUUUCAUUCUAACAUUGAGAUUGAGUGGUUAGCUUCCGUGUUUUUUCGCGCGAUUUCUCACAAUAUCCAAAAGCUAUAAACAGCCGAUUUUUUUUAUUACUUCAAUCAGUUAGAAUUUUUUUCUAUUUCCAAGUAAAUUACUUAAAAAUCCGUGUCUUGUAAAAUUUUAUCGUAUUGAGAUUUUAUUUGUACAUAAAUGAUGAGCUUUGUGUUCCAUUGUGAAGGGAAAUUUAGACGGAAACUUGAAAAUGGUUUCAAGGUGAAUACAACGGAGUGGUCCAUGCGAGAGAGGCAGGUGAAGAGAUGCAAAAGUCGCGGGAAAAUCAAUCGAUUUGUCUGACUUCCCCAAAAAUAGCCCGUUCUCUUUAAAAUCUUCUGAGAGACUUCUCAUGCAAAGAAGUGCUGUUCAAGCAGCAAAAUUGACGAGAAAAAAUAAUUCAAGUGUGAUAAAUCUGUGGACGAUAAUAAAAUUGGUAAAUAUAUAGCUAAAAGAGAGUAAGAAAAAAUGGGUGGAGAACUUUUGAAUAUAUCUAGCAGAAGCAUAUCUGCAUUGCUGCAAAAUUAGUGGUUGGUUUUUUUGCACUUUUUACUCUGCGGGUGGUUUUUAGUGAGAAAAAAAAGUGUUUUAGGGACUGUGAUGGGAAGAUGCCCUUCGGACGGAGAUCACCGCUGGAGGCUCUGGCACUGCCAGGUGUCAUUUUGGCCUACAAAUACAGCCAAUUUCGCCAGAGAAGACGCGAGGCCGCCAAUCGGCGUGUCACCGAACGUGAACUCACUGCACUGCAUCACAAAAUUGAUAAACUCCUGAAUAAGCUGGAAGAGAGUGAACCCGAACCCCCAACGUCGCAGGAAGAUGAAUGUGUUAUAUGCAUUAAUGCACGUGCUACAAUGCAAACAUCCCCAUGUGGGCAUCGUGUUGUCUGCCGACGGUGCUUUGUUAAAACCAUCCAGGCCGCCGUGGCACAGAGACUCCUUCCUCUGCGGUGCGUGAUAUGUAGAGCACGCAUCAAUCGAUUGACUUCUGGUUCUGGGUCAUGGCGACUUCAGGGAUCAGCGUCGAGUUACUCAAUGGGCAGCAGCAAAAGUUGGGGGGUACCCGGAUCUGCCAGCUCAUACAGCAUGAAUAGCCGUGUGGCUCAGUCUGCAAGUCUCUAUUCCAUGAGCUCAGGCUCUUCGUGCGUAUCUGGAGUCUCCAAUACGUCCUCAUGCUCAGACAAUUCCACCACAUCUGGGCUGUCAUCCGCCUCUUCAGCUGGAUCACAUCAUAAGCAUAACAGCAGUUGCCCUAGUGGAUGCUUGGGUGCCAUCCCGCGCAAUCCAACCUAUCAGAAUCGUCCGACAAAGGGUAGAGAACGUGCACCAGAGCUGCUCAUGCGGUCACGUUUGCCAACAAUCAAGGAAUUCCGGAGUCCAGCACGACGUCUCCCAACCCCAUCUCCUGUUCACGUUUCAAAUCCACGACUAAGAUAUGGCACCUAUACGGGAAAAUCCACCAGCCCAACAGAUAUAAUUCCCCUCCUUGUUGCCGAAGCAUCCUCCACAGCACCACCGGUGGUUGCAAAGAGCCUCGGUGUGGGAUCGAAAGUUGCUCCAAUUCGCGCCAAAUCACCCAUUAGUGGCAAAAGUGUUUCAGUCAAGAGUAAAGCUGACCUCCCAGCGCCAUCCACAUCCAAAUCCACCACCCCUUCUGCCUCCAGCACAGCUCCAGGAAGUCUCAGCGAUGACCUCAAACGCCAGGAGGUACUCAAGAAGGAAGAAAAAGCACGACUAAAAGCGGAAAAGGAAAUGAGAAAGGAGGAGAAACGUAUUGCCAAAGAGGAGGAACGCCUUGCCAAGAUGCUGGCCAAGGAGGAGAAGAAACGAAGAAAAAAGGAAGGAUCUAUGGCCAAAGGAUUCUUCGGAUAGUUUAUUUAAAAUCAUUUAUGUAAGUUAUUAGUAAAGAAAAAAACUUGUGUCCGCCCUCAUUUCCUUCCUCUCAACACAAGAAAAAAAAAUUAAUUCACAGAGAAUUUCUCAAAGAGAAAGUUAUUUAGAAUGAAUUUUUAGAGAAAAAAAAACCAGCCGAUGCAUGAUUUUACAUUAAUUCCCUGUGAUGGUAUUUGCUGCAAAAUAUUUUUAAUAUUUAAUAAUUUCAUAAGUUAAUUUUAUCAUAACUUUGAAAUUGUGUUCUUUGUAUUUAAUAUUUCAUUUAAAAUAAAUAAUUCUCACAUUGAGAAAAUUUUAAACAUAAAUUCUUAAGGAGAAAGUUCUAAUUUAACUGCCAAAGUUACUCAAAAAGCGACAAUUUGAGUUUUUAUUUGAAGAUUUAAAAACAUGAGAAGCCCUAAAAAGAUUUUUAAAAGACUUUUAAAUUCAUUUUCCACUAACUUAUCCAACGGAAUGAAAAUAAAGGAGUCUAUUCAUUUUAGUUUAUAUCAAUGACGUCAAGUUUAAAAUGCGCGCUUUCUCUUAACUCUCACGGGGAAUGUAAAACACUCUUUGCAUCCUUUAUAUACAAGAAAAUGAACACGAAAAAUUAAA